This is a messenger RNA of Schistosoma rodhaini, 2297 nucleotides long. NCBI's taxonomy places the organism in Eukaryota, Metazoa, Platyhelminthes, Trematoda, Strigeidida, Schistosomatidae. The record is from the annotation of a GenBank genome assembly.
AAUGUUGGUGAGCGGCCUAUGCUCGUCAACGAGGGGUAACAGGCCUAAGUAAGUAAUAAGUAAGGGUGUGGAAAAUCAAUAUAUAAGUGAGUGCUUGGUUUAAUGACAAGGUGAUUUUAGACUACUGGUUGUGAAUACUUGUUUUGGGGAUGUGUUUUUGGAGAGUUAUUAAAUUCUCAUUUGUACCGGUCUUUGUGUUUUCAUUUCGCAAUUAGUCAAGUGUAUUCAUUCCUUUCGGACAUCAUCCUUUAAAUGUUUCUGCUAUUCCAAUAUUUUCCACUUAUCUUAGUAUUUUUCCAUUCUUAUGGAUUAUCAUUUUUAGUCCCAAACCUUAUUAGGGUAAACUGAAAGAAUGCACUGUGUAUGUGCUAUUCUAUACUGGUUCAAUGCUACGCUUAUGUCUGUUUGUCUCUCAUUGAUCAGAAAAAUGGAUUAGAGCUCCCAGUAUGGAUUUAAUAGCUUACUUGUUAUCGAAGUAAUCGUUCAACUCUGAAAAACCUUCUAAACGGAUGUUUCGUCGUAAUUUUUGACUCUUCAAUAUUGUAAAACCAGAUCUCUCACAAGGAAUGAGAAACAUGAACUUCAGUUCUAACCAUAAGCAUAACACCUAUAGGAGAUCAACGAUAUAUAUAUUCAAUUUAUUUACUAUGCAGUUUGGUCCACAUUCAUUAUCAUUGACAACAAACAUUUUAUUAAUGAAUCAGUCGACUUCGGAGGUUUCAGCUUUCCAUUACUAGGUCGAAUAAAAGGUUUUAGUGGGAAUUUCUGACGUGGGAAGUCGUUCGUGAAGAAUUAAAAUAAUUACUCACUGACAGUACUGACUUUUAGUGUCUCUUUAUCCUAAACUACUUGGUGCUAUGUUAAAUUCCAACCCAAUAACUGAUUAACAUCGUGUUUCACAUAAAAUCUGAAUGCCAUGGUCGUGGUUGUGUUCAAUUAUUAUUAAUUCUGAAUUUAGCAAACAAAAUCUCCUGAAUCUCCUGGGUUCUGACCUAAAUGAAAUCUACGUAAAAAAUUAACUAUUCAAUCAAAAAGAUCAGUGAUAGUUCCUGUUAGUUGGCAUGGUAGAUAUUGUAAACGUUAUGUGUAAACUGUAACCUAAACUUAUCAGAUUUUAGUAAUUAAAAUUUCGGUGUAAGAAAAUGUUUUCCAUUUUAUAUAUUUAAACAAUGCGAAAAUAAAUCUUCAUAUUAUGAAUUAGUACACAAAAUUAGUGAAUAUUAUGUGUACUGUGUUAUUGAAUUAUAGUCGAAAAUCAAAAAGUAAUGGAUCGUUGUUUUAUCUCACUCCAAAAUUCUUGAACUCUGGUCAAUCAUGAUCCUGUCAUUGCCAAAUAGUAGUGCUUUCAUGCGUUGUACUGAUUGCAUUGCUUUUAUACAAGUGAACUGGUGAUUAAGUUAUUUUAUUAAACAAAAGAAAUUCAAACACUUCUAAUUUUAUAUUUUUUUAAUUGGCAACAUUUUUGUUCAUUGAUUUCAGAUAUAAUGUUUAGGUCAAAAUAUGUUGGUUCAUAUGGAUCCAUUUCUCGUGAGUGGGAACCUCCGCCACGACCUCCACCUCUGCCACCGCGUAUACCACAAGAAUAUGAUCCGUAUAUUGGUCCAGGAAAAUGGUAUAGAGGUCGUAUAAGAUCGUUUAGUAUGACUGAAGGCUUUGGCACUAUUGUAGCAGAUUUUCGUAAUGUGGAAGUAUUUUUUCACCAAUCUAACGUAUAUGGAAUUUAUGCGGAGCAGUUAUAUCCAAACUUACCAGUUUGGUUUCAAAUACGUCCAGGUGUAAGGGAAUUAGAAGGAUAUAAUAUUCAACCAGCAAUUGAAAUGAGAGAAGUUGCUUCAACAUCACGAAUUCCAUGGUCAGAACCAGCAGUUCGUCAACCGUCAUUUCCUCUUGGAUCAGAGCCAUUCAGAAUGAAAAGGUUACCUGAAAGACGCAGAACAAGACGAUUUCGCUGUUAUAAUUGUGGACAAUACGCUUCACAUAAAGCUGCCACAUGUCCGUAUGAACCUAUGCGACGACGUUGUUAUCGAUGUCGUGAUCCAAAUCACUUAAUAGCUCAAUGUCCCUUAUUACAUUCACGUACACCGCAUUCUUAUUUACUACCUGGACCGUCAACUUUGCAAUUACUCCCACAAUUUCCAGAACCACGUUCACGCGUACCACAACCAUUUUUAGAGACAGUACAAAGACAGUUGCCUCAACAAACCCAACAGCCAUUCAUGCAAUAUUUUUUCCCGCCAGGGUUUCGUUAUGAUGAUGAUGAUGGUGAAGACGAUGAACAUGGUGACUUUAGGGAGUAA